CUGUACCUGGAACUUGAUAAACUUCAUCAGCCCCUUUUUCAUCUUCUCCGUCCUCAUCGUACUCAUUAUCUUCUCCCUCCCCGUCGCAGUAUAUAAACUUAGAAUCCAAGUUGAUCAAGUCUCUUUAUAAGUUUCAUUCUUAAUCAGUGUAAAACAUCAACAACAAUUAAAUUUCAUUUCUUCCAACAGCAACAAUCAAACAACAAGUCAACAAAAUGUGGGCCCGUAAGGAAUAUAUGUUUUUAAUUGUUUCAUCAAUUAUGACAAUCGCUCUAUCGGCUAAUUCACCAGCCACCAAUCCAAAUGGAUCCAACCGACAGGCCGGAUCAGCGACCGGAAUCGUUAGUUUAAUCUCAUCGAUGAUUCCUGGAGCGAUUGGAAAUGUUUUACCGAUGGUUUUACUUUUCGGUUUGGGUGCACUUAUGGUUCCCGCUCUUGGUUUAGGCCUUUUACUCAGGGAGGGAAGACGAAGUGAACCUUAUUAUCAAUACAGAUCAUUCCCUUCAUUUAAGAUCAACACCGCUGCCAUUAUUGAUGGUGCUUCUGAUGUACUCGAAAGAGUAAUGAAAGCCUUGGAUAAUGUUGAUAAUAAAUACAAUUAAAUUUAAUCACCAUAAUCACCUUUAAACCGAUUGCGAGCUUUCAAUAAUAA
Messenger RNA from Panonychus citri (citrus red mite), 652 nucleotides. RefSeq lists its product as uncharacterized. Bases 216 to 602 code for a protein of 128 amino acids. The transcript is spliced from 3 exons. The record is from RefSeq and is a predicted model, not a curated record. NCBI's taxonomy places the organism in Eukaryota, Metazoa, Arthropoda, Arachnida, Trombidiformes, Tetranychidae.